AUGAAGCUUUCAGAUUUAGAGACUGACACCUCUAAUGUCCUACUUACUAGGCAUAACGCAGGACUGUCCAGGAUUUUUAGACGAGGGAUCAGGACUACUACUUUCCUCUACAAAGGUGGUGACAGUGGAUUGGAUGGGUUAGGAGGACCAGGAGUACAACUUGGAAGCCCAGAUAAGAAAAAGCGCAAGUCAAAUACACAGGGAUCUUCCUUUCCUCCUCCAUCUGAAUAUGCUCCACCGCCGAAUCCAAGCUCAGACCACCUUGUAGCGGCUAAUCCAUUUGAUGAUAACUAUAAUACUGUCUCCUAUAAACCUCUACCUUCAGGAAGUCCUUAUUUUAACCAUCCUGGUUACCCUGGUUUUGGAGGUUAUAACACUUUCAGAAUGCCACCUCACAUGCUGCCCAGAAUGUCCUCACCUUAUGGUGGUUCUUACACCCUCAGAAAUCAGCCACACCCACUUCCCCAGAACCCUGUGGGAAUGGGUUUUACUCGACCUCAUGCUUUCAACUUUGGUCCACAUGAUAACACAGGUUUUGGAAAUCAGCCAUCUUAUAACAGUGGUCAAAUGAAUCAAAAUGUCAAUAUGCCCAGUCAACACUUCAGACCAAAUCCUGGUGAGAACUUUGGUCACAUUCCUCCACAAAAUACUAGUCAAAUACCACACCCUGACAUGACAUCUAACUUUGGACCUGCAAGCAAUCCACAUUUUAAUUCUCAGUUAGAAUCAAACCAUUCUUUUGUUCCACCACCCAAGACCUACAAUCAGACAAAACCAUCAGCACAAAAGCAAGACUUCAGUCAAGGUGCAAGCAAAACUUCCAACCAGAACACCGCUACACAUCAGCAUCACCACAGAACAGAUGACAUCGUGAACCAAGGUAGUGCUGACUUAAAAAACGUUAAUCGAAACAGUGUAGUAAAUCAAGAGAGCAACCAUUCUCAUAAUGCAGAUAACACCAACAGUAGUCAUGCUAAUGGGACUCAGAGCAAGUCCCGUCAGCCUAGAGUUACAGCUGAAGGAUGCAACUCUGAAAAGAGCAGCAAAACAUCUCUCCACCUCAGUCGUCAUGGUCAUUCAUCCUCUGAGCCAGUCUAUCCAUGUGGAAUUUGUACACAUGAAGUUAAUGAUGACCAGGAUGCCAUCUUGUGUGAAGCUUCUUGUCAAAAAUGGUUUCAUCGGAUCUGUACAGGCAUGACUGAGUCUGCUUAUGGCCUCCUCACUGCAGAAGCAUCAGCAGUAUGGGGCUGUGAUACUUGCAUGGCUGAAAAGGAUGUCCAGCUGAUGCGUACUAGGGAGACUGCAGGGCCACCUGCAUUGAAUACUGAUGGAUGAUGACAUCCACUGAUGCAGUAUUGAAAUACAUACUACAGAGGUAUUGCUCUUAAUGGUAUACUUCAUUUUCUAUAGACAAUCAAGGUUGGUUUGAGUUUUUGUUUUGAAUUUUUUGCUUUUAGUCUAUCUUCACUCAUGAAAUUCCAUCUGUUUCUGUGUUCUUUGUUUUAUGCCUGUUUAUAUGAGUAUUUAAACUUUGAUCAGAAACACAGACAAUGUUUGAAGAUCAAAAAUAUGUCUGGUAUUUGUUUGAUCACAAGCAAAUUUUCCAUUAAAAAAUGAAUUACUGGAAUUAUUGAUUGCAGAACAACUGCCUCGAUGAAUACAGGCUGUUAGCUAGUGCUGAGCCUUGAUGGUACUAUAUAUUGGAAGCAUUCAUUAUUGUUAUGUUUUAUGAAUGUCCAUUACUGUUUUGCUCAUGUCAGUGCUAUCUGUCCUAUGCGUAGGAGAAAAGGUAGAGGAGGUGACGUGGAGAAAGAGGAGUACUAAUGAAUUUUAUUUUAAGAUGAGCAUCAAGGAUUUUAAUUUUUUUUCUUAUUCUGCAUCUGAAACAAUGAAUCAACAUUGCAUUUGAUUGUUUUAGUGUUUGAGAUGUUUACACUUCAAACUACAGUGCCUCCUGGCUUCUCAGCAAAUAUUUAAUAGCCAAGAACUCUAGUGAAGUCUUACAUUUCUAAAAAUUCAGUAUUUUUACAAAAUAUAUCAUAGCAUUACAUUUAAAAACACUAAAAUAACAUCAGGGUUGCAAAGUCAAGCACUCAAAAGUUAGGGAAUGCCAGAAUUAGACCUUUUCUGUGCAUAUACAGUAGGGUAUAGUGUUUAAUUUUACAUGAUCACAUGCCUCUUCCUAGGUGCCAGGGCAUCAGCUGGCAGAGCAUUAACAGCACAAGAGAGACCAUCUCCCUGCUCUCAUAUUUAGUGAGCUGGUGUGAACUGUGAUUUUUUUCAGUGUCUUGUAAUUUGGCCAACCUAGGUGAAUUUUUACAGGGUUUAGAAAAGUUGUGAUCCACUUGCCAAACUUCAAGUCCCAGCUCCAAAGUAUGAAAGUGCUAGAGCUUCUCAAUUUAAAUAAUUCUAAGAUAUAUUUUGGCAUGGGCAACACAAGAUAUUUUUCCUAAACUUGUUCUUGGAAACAGCUAAAUUGUUGAAUUUUCCUGACACCCGCCAUGAAAAUUCAACCCAAACAGUUAAAAUUUGGCAAAGUUAUAAGCAACCUAAAAUGAGGUUUUAUAAUGAAAGGUGUUGGGCAGCCUUAUAAUAGGUAGUGCUACUAGAUCGGUAUAUUAUAUUUCCCCUUAUGCAAAUAGGUUAUAAUAAUAAAUCAUUAAAACCAAACCACGCUUGUUAAACAUGACAGAUGCUAGUCAUCUUGCUUAAAGCACUACCUGAAGUUGCUCAGAUAAUGUGGUGAUAAAGAUGGUAUAAGAACCUAAGUAGAAUAGAAACUUAAAGGUCACUUUGUGAUACAUCAUCUGUUUACUAAUUUAGUAGUUUACAGGGUUCCCCCACUGAGUGUGAAUUUGUGAGGUUCUAUUGUAACUGUGCUUCUCAACAUUACUUGGAGAUGGUGCUGUCCUUUUGGUGUAUGUGUGUAGCUCCCCAUUAAUGUUAUAAGUUAUGUAUGAGCGUAAAGGGCUACAUACAGCUUGCUUACAUUAUUAAAGGACCUUCUGCGGUAUCUGGAGAAAGAUGCCCAGAGGUGGUGGUACUUUCUCACACCUUUUACAUCGCCUCACCUGGAAUCUCCUAGAGGAGUAAAGGCAAAUUUGGGCCUGUGUUUUCAACAUUACUAGUUCAAUACAAAGACUAACCUUCCGUUUUGCUAUUUUUCUUACUGGUUUGAUGACUUACAGCAAUAAUCUCUGCUAAAGUAAUGUCUUCAAGAAUUUUACCUGUGGCUUACUGCUUUAAUUCUAAUUUGUCUGUAGUAUUGAUGUAGAAAUUAAAACCAAAACCUUGUUCAGAUAGCAUAGGUUCCUGUGGGCUAGAUUCUGAUCUCUGUUGCACCAGUGCAAAUUGUGAAGCUUGUAAAGUUACCCCAGAUUUACACUGAUGUAACAGAAAUCAGAAUUCUGCUCAGCGACUAAGAAAUCUGCCAGAGGCUAAGGGACAAUGCUUUCUUUGCUAGUUUGCGAUGAUGUGAAUUAUUCAAGAUUCCUAAUACAAAUAUAAGAUUCCAGUGUUUGUCCUUAGAAGUCCACUGAACAUUUUACAAUCCAGUGCAGGAGUCAGAUACUGUGUUUAAAAUGACCAUAGAAUUUCCUGCACCUCCCCUCUCUACCAAUUCCAGUAUUUCAAAGUAGCCACAUGCUUUCUACAUUUGAUAGCAAAAUAUUUCCAUAUUAAUGUAACCAAAUGUACUCAUUGGUUAGCAUGUGGGGUGGGCAUGGGGUGAAAAUCUGUGAGUUUCCACCCAAAUGUUUAGUCCUACAAAUAAAAGGCAUUAGCAAAUGCCAUCAAAGUACCAAAAUUAAAUCGCUAUCAUAGCAUUGAUAUUGAUGUGGUCUCAGUAUUUCUGAGCUCUAUUUACAGAGAGCAGAUGCAUUUGUUUUUAGAGUAUGUUAGCUAAUAGUAUUUCAAGUAUGUAUGAAAAAAAGAACAAUCAUAUAUAUUAGUAGGGUAGUAGGAAUUUCACCUGCUUAAAAUUAGAACCAUGCUAGUUAUGGGAUUAGGAGGGUUGGGUAGUAUACCUGAUUUUUGUAAUACUCUACAUGGAACAAUUUGUAUUGAGCUAUCAUGUAAUUCUUUCAAUGUUAGUGUUUUAGGUUGUACUGGUGCUUCACACCAAAAUAUUGUAAGGAUUUUGUAAAUCUGCAAACCUGGAGUUUUAUGGAGAAUAGAGGAAGUGCAUCAAUCUCAUCUCCUUUAUAAAAUAGCUCAGAAUGCUGCUUCAUUGAAUGACUUCUCAGUAGUGUGGCUGUCCAAGUUUUAAAAUUUUUAAUCCCAGAUGAAAUAAAUACUUGGAAACUUAAUUAAAUAGUUGGUAACAGUGACAAACUUAUUUUGCCUUAGACCAGCGGUUCUCCAGACCCCAAAGGGGAUUGCAACCCUGUUUUAAUGGGGUUGCCAGGGCUGCUGUUAUACUUGCUGGGGUCCAGGGCUGAAGCCAAAGCAUGAG
This is a messenger RNA of Chelonoidis abingdonii (Abingdon island giant tortoise), 4453 nucleotides long. NCBI's taxonomy places the organism in Eukaryota, Metazoa, Chordata, Testudines, Testudinidae. The record is from RefSeq and is a predicted model, not a curated record.